UAUUCAAGAUGAGACCAAGACAAAGACGGAGAGACAACAGAGCUGGGGGUGGCGGAGGUGGCGGCUAACUUACCUAUUACAGCCAAAAGUGGGCAUGCGUUUAUUUUUAAACUGCCCUGGGCUGUAUUUAUUGUUUCAGCGCAGAGCGGCCUGGGGGAUUGUCUUUUGAAUUCCUCUUGCAAGAACAUCAGGGGCCGUGCAAAGCAACUCCGGUGAUGGCACCCAAGAAAGCUAAGAAGAGAUCAGAGGGAGCUAAUUCCAACGUCUUCUCUAUGUUUGAACAAACACAGAUCCAAGAAUUCAAAGAGGCCUUCACCAUCAUGGAUCAGAACCGGGAUGGCUUUAUUGACAAGGCAGAUCUGAGAGAUACGUUUGCUGCAGUGGGUCGUUUGAAUGUAAAAAACGAAGAACUUGAUGAAAUGAUAAAGGAGGCUCCUGGAGCAAUUAACUUUACUGUAUUCCUGAGCAUGUUUGGAGAGAAGCUCAAGGGUGCCGAUCCAGAGGAGACGAUCCUGAACGCGUUCAAGGUGUUUGACCCCGAGGGCAAAGGCCUGAAAUCUGACUACAUUAAAGAAAUGCUGAUGACGCAGGGCGAGAGGUUCUCCCAGGAAGAGGUCGACCAGAUGUUUGCCGCUUUCCCCCCAGACAUCACUGGAAAUUUAGACUACAAAAACCUCGUCCACAUCAUCACCCACGGGGAAGAGAAGGAUUAAGAGCCGGGGUUGUGGAAAAGCUUACUGUCACUGGGGAACUGCAUAUCUGAACUGUGUCCAAAUUAAAUUAUCCAUUUUGCAGGAGGAAAUCCAGCUGCCUAUGUCAAGAGUGAAAAGGGUCUGUAAAAUAAAUGCUUCUGUCUGGGGCAAACACAACCCUGCAGAGCUCUGAGGAAAAGUGGGAUGAGUGUGAGUGAGUGAGUGUGAGAGAGAGAGAUCUCCCCAG
This is a messenger RNA of Caretta caretta (loggerhead turtle), 939 nucleotides long. RefSeq names its product myosin light chain 2 (gene MYL2). Lineage: Eukaryota; Metazoa; Chordata; Testudines; Cheloniidae. The record is from RefSeq and is a predicted model, not a curated record. Gene Ontology annotation, molecular function: calcium ion binding.